Messenger RNA from Aspergillus wentii DTO 134E9, 1465 nucleotides. RefSeq names its product transcription factor TFIIE subunit TFA2. Bases 262 to 1137 code for a protein of 291 amino acids. The transcript has a single exon. NCBI's taxonomy places the organism in Eukaryota, Fungi, Ascomycota, Eurotiomycetes, Eurotiales, Aspergillaceae. Gene Ontology annotation, cellular component: transcription factor TFIIE complex. The record is from RefSeq and is a predicted model, not a curated record. Gene Ontology annotation, biological process: transcription initiation at RNA polymerase II promoter.
GAUGAUUUCACCAUUUCCAGUCCUUCUCAAGCACUCGACGACUACCUUCUUUGUCCUUAGGCUGUGCCUCUAGUGAGCAGUGGCCGAAUAUUGACCCUGCAGUCUCGCCUUACCAUUUAAAUGAUAUAUUGUGAUUGGGCUUAGAGCUCUUUCCGGCUCGACCGAGGCAAGGCCUCUUGUCCUUUCUGUUCUCUACGCCCACGCCACGUUAUCUCUCUUCUACCCAGUGCAGGCCUAGCCUUCGGCUCAAAACUCGCAACCAUGUCGUACCUUCAGCAGCAGCUCAAGAACUUCAGUGCCAGCGUUGUCGACUCUGCGCAUCGCAUGCCCCAGCAAAGGCGCUUCGUGAACAACAAUUCCGCAGGCAGUUCCCAAGCACCGUCCUCAGUACCCACCCCAACACCCGCAAUCGAUCCGAAGAAGCAACGACGCGAUGCAGAGAUCGUCUACUCCCAGCCGGCCAAUACUGGCACGGGUAAAGAUAUCAUGACCCAGGUCCUUUUCGCAAUCGAGCACAUGAAAAACAAAGGCGUUCCACUUAAAUUCUCUGACAUUGUUUCGUACCUGUCUCUGCAGCACCGUGCGAAUGAUCAGGGAUAUGUUCAGGCUCUACAAAGCAUUCUCAAAGUACACGAAAAGGUUCAGUUUGACCCCAGCGGGGCAAAUGGUGAAGGCACAUUUGCUUUCCGACCGCCGCACAACAUCCGCUCUGCAGAGCAGCUCCUCCAAAAGCUACAGUCGCAGCCAAAUGCCGCGGGAAUGAGUGUCCGUGAACUUCGCGAGGGGUGGCCGAAUGUCGAGGAGACAAUCAAUAAGCUGGAGAAGGAAGGAAAGCUCCUUGUUACACGGAACAAGAAGGACGACCAUGCCAAGAUGGUCUGGGCCAAUGACCCUUCGCUGAUAGAGCACUUUGACGAGGAAUUCCGUCUGAUCUGGGAGAAGAUCAAGAUUCCCGAGGCCCAGGUGGUAAAAGAGGAGUUAGAAAAGGCUGGCAUCACUCCUACGAACAAAAACAAGGUCGUCAAAGCACGACCAAAAUUCGAGCAGAAGAAGGUCAAGAAGCCUCGCCGCAGUGGCAAGACGACCAACACUCACAUGAUGGGCAUUUUGCGAGACUACUCCCACCUCAAGCGUUGAUUUGGCUCCGAUGUUGAACGCAAAAUGCUGUCAUCAUUAGUGCCUCGUCUUGGAGGUUGACAUGGUUGCUGAAGCUGGAUUCUGAGACUUGCCAGUGUCCUUAUUAUUCAUUUAAAUGGUUUGCCCCUGCAUUUCAAUGGCGUUUUGAACACGGAUCAUGAACUGGAACUAUCAUUUACCGGUCAUUUUGCAUUUUAUGCUGCUAAUUUUCUCAGUCCUGCUUUUGCUACCUUUGUAAAAAAAUAUAUAACCAAGACAGAUACCCGAAUGAAUUAAAUGAUAUAGUCAAAAAACGAAAAUAGCAUAAGUAGACGCCAGUUGACUUUAC